GAUAAAAUACAGAUACCUGCACCCGACAUGUGGAUGCUAGUCCUCGUAGAGGAAGGUAUGCAUUACAAAAGAGAUGUGACCCUUUCAUCUGCAUUUACAUGUUUUAUAUCCCCCUCUUCUCAUCCUGUUCCUUAAAGCUGUUGGCCUUUUGUUACAAACCAUAUGAUGUUUGAAUGUUUUCCAUGACACUUUGAGCAGAGAUCUUUGAGCAGAUGGAGCUGCUGCAGCUCAUCUGGUGCAGCAGAGCUGAUAGAUGCAGUUCACAACUCUGAUCCGUUCUUAACCAGUAAACAUCCCAGAACCACAGCAGUGUGGUUUUCAGUCCCAUCACAGCACAAUAACAGCUGCACCUUCACUCAUCCAUGACACAGUCUCCUCCUGCUGCUGAUUCAGCAGAGAUGAAAUCAGAUGAAAAGAAUGUUUUCAAACUGUGCUGGAACAUGACGACCAUAGGACAGGACUUCAGAGAUGCUGCAUUCAAGUGCACCUGUCCAAGUGUUGGACUGUUCCUUCAUCAGUGUGUGAGAGCCACGUAAUGUCCAUGUUUGCUGAAAGAGACUGUGCUGGUCUGACCCCCCUCCUCCUUUCAGGGUGAAGCCUGCUGGACAACGAUGGAUGACACCAGGUCUGAGGAAGUAUUCCUGUCAACUCACCAUCGACCCAAAAACAGUCCACAAACGCAUCAAACUGUCUGACAACAACAGGAAGAUGACGUAUGUGAAGGAGGAUCAGUCAUAUCCUGAUCAUCCAGACAGGUUUGAUAUCUGGUGUCAGCUGCUGUUUAGAGAAGUUCUUACGGGUCGCUGUUACUGGGAGGUCCAGAGGAGAGGAAAAGUUUCUGUAUCAGUGAGUUACAGAAGAAUCAGCAGGAAAGGAAACUCUAAAGACUGUUGCUUUGGAAUGAACGAUCAUUCCUGGAGUCUGUCAUGUUCUGAUGAUGGUCGGUACUGUGUCUGGCACAAUACCAGAGUAACACCUUCCUCCUCCUCUUCCUCAGUCUCUGACAGAGUAGCAGUCUAUGUGGACGUUCCUGCUGGAACUCUGUCCUUCUACAGCAUCUCUUCUGACAGACUGAUCCACAUCCACACCUUCAACACCACAUUCACUGAACCUCUUUAUCCUGGGUUGUGGUUCAGGUCCAAUCCGGGUUCUUCAGUGUCUCUGUGUUGAGUUCAGUCUCAAGAGUCUCCUCCUGUCAGAGAAACUGUCUCUGUUGGACAGAUAGUUGAGUUUGUACAUGUCUGUCUCUGUUUCCAUCAGAACACCUGAAUCACAUGUUGCUGAAACGUCUUCCUCUUCCAGUCCUUUAAAGGUGGAAGCUGCUGUUAUUCCAGGAUCCACAUGUUGUUCUUCUGUCUGUUUCCAGUCAGAGCUUCACAGUGAACAGCAGCAUGUUGUUUCUCUGCAGCUCAGUUCAGCUGAGAUCAUUCACUUCAUGUCAGCUGCAGUUAGUUUGCUGCACAUGUGACCAACUGUGAUGUCAGAGAGGAAUCACUGAGCUGCAAUCAGCCGAGAUGAAGUUACAACCUGCUGACAGAUCUGAGCACAAGGUUGCUGUGCAGCCAGGGUUCAUCCUGGUCUUUAUUCUCACCCACUUCCUGUUCCAGCCAUGACAUCACUACUGGACUGUCAGGUUUCUUUCAUGGUAAAGGGUUUGUUUAUGUGUGAGCUCUCACCAAGAUGAAUAAUAUGAUCCAUCCAUUAUCUAGAACUGCCUCUUCAUGUUCAGGUUCCCGGGGGUUGGCCUUGUUGAUUUUACACUGUACUAAGAAGGGCUACUUUUUGAAUAAAGUUCCCCUUUGAUGACAAUAUUUGAUAUUCACUCAUUAAAAGCGCUGCCUCAACAUUUCCUCACAAUAAUUAUCAAAUUGAUUUAUCAUGCUAGGAAACAUAUUUCAACACAAAACAUUUUUCAUUCUUAAUUCAUUUAGUUUGUUCCAAUUUUCAAAUGAUUGCUUAUGUAACAUUUUAGUAGCAAAUCAUGAACAUCUUCAAAUCAAGUCCCAUUUAUAUGAAAUUAAGCAGCAUAAUACUUGUAGCAAAUCAUGAAGUCCCACAUCUGUAGAUAUCUGGUUUAAA
Messenger RNA from Cololabis saira (Pacific saury), 2079 nucleotides. RefSeq names its product stonustoxin subunit beta-like. The transcript is spliced from 2 exons. Gene Ontology annotation, molecular function: protein binding. The record is from RefSeq and is a predicted model, not a curated record. NCBI's taxonomy places the organism in Eukaryota, Metazoa, Chordata, Actinopteri, Beloniformes, Belonidae. The coding region runs from base 616 to 1170 and encodes 184 amino acids.